Molecule: messenger RNA, 148 nt
Organism: Ambispora gerdemannii
Lineage: Eukaryota; Fungi; Glomeromycota; Glomeromycetes; Archaeosporales; Ambisporaceae
Source: the annotation of a GenBank genome assembly
AGCAUACAGCUCUAUCAGGAUCCUUAUGUCUUCCUCGAUGAAUAUCACACCUGAACAUUAUGAUGCUCUUGUAGAAGUAAUCUCUAUCGAAGCGGAAAACUAUGUUUCAUAUAUUAAUCAAUAUCGAAUUUGCGGUCAUAAGCUUUAG